ACAUAUUCAUUUGGUUCAUCAAAGUUAUUAGCAGUGCUGAGUAGUCUUAGCUAGUUAGUCCAACUGUUCAAGCAUGUGGUCUAUUGUAAUGGAUCCAAUUAAAGUUCUAGCCACAAGAUUCCAACACCAAUUCAUCCAUAAAGACUUUCAUAAAGCAAUUGCUAAGAUGACAAUCAUUGACUCUUUUCUCUUCAUAAUUAUACACUCAAUGGACAAGUUAGGGAUCAAAUGGCACCGGUUACCGGUUUUAUUAGGGUUACUAUAUCUGGGGAUUAGGAGGCACCUUCACGAAGAGUACAACCUCUUCAACGUUGGAACAACACCAAAGGGUGUUAGGUUUAAUCCUUCUGAUUUUCCAUUCAGAACUUCUGACGGAAAAUACAAUGAUCCCUUCAAUGAAGUUGCUGGAAGCCAAGGCUCUUUCUUUGGCAGAAAUGUUCUUCCUGUUGAUCAGAAAAAUAAGGUCCUCAUAAAAUAAAAUAAAACUUCUUAAUUAGAUCAAAGACUAAAGAUGGAAACUCAGGUGUAGUCGACUUCACUUGAAGUUGAUAACUGAAAAUUGUUAGAUGAUUUGAUUGAUUUGACUAAAUUUUCAUCUAACGACUCUCAACUAUCAACUUCACGUGAAGUCCACUGCACCUGAGUUUUCAUAAGUAAAUUUUCACUUUGAUAUACAUGACUUAUCGCAUCAAGAAAAUAUCAUCUUUUUUAUGAAUUAUUUUUUAUUUUUAUUUGAAGUCUCUAAUUGUGAGACAAGACAACGAAUUUAUAUCGCACAACUCUAUUAUUAUUGGAUGAAUUUGACCUUC
Molecule: messenger RNA, 809 nt
Organism: Arachis duranensis
Lineage: Eukaryota; Viridiplantae; Streptophyta; Magnoliopsida; Fabales; Fabaceae
Product: alpha-dioxygenase PIOX-like
Exons: 2
Coding region: 74-478 (134 amino acids)
Molecular function (GO): oxidoreductase activity, acting on single donors with incorporation of molecular oxygen, incorporation of two atoms of oxygen
Source: RefSeq, a predicted model, not a curated record